UAUGUAAAUGGUUUUGUUGGAUGUGAUUAAGGAAAAACACUAAAAUAUAGGAGUAUAGUUGGUUCUUUCUAUUUUUACGUAACUGAGGGAGGUUCAUGCAGUGUCUACCUAUCUAGGGAACCAUAUUUCUCAUUUCCAAACCACUCUUUUUUUUCACACCAAUAUACACACACCACCCUUUAACAUCCUCUAAUUUUAUAACUAUAUUUCACAUAAAAAAAAAAACAAAAACAAAAAGCAUUUAUGAAUAUAUAUGAAUAUGAAUAUGACACCCCCAUUGCUUUUGUUUUCCCCAGAAACUUAUAAUAAUAAUAAUAAUAAUCUAUAUAAUAAUUAAUCUAGGCUUCAUAUUCUUUUGAAGCUUUUUUUCUUCUUCUUCAAAAUAAUAAUGAUGAUUGAUGAAUCAAACUGAAUAGAAACAAUUGGUUCAAUCUGGCUCUGUUUCUUCAUAUUGGGAGUUUUGUUUUUUCAGAUAUUCUAAUAUAUUUUAUUACGAAAUGGGAAGGUUUCCCCUCUUUGCACUAUUCAAGGAAGCAAAGAAUGUUUUUACAAAGGAUGAACUAAACCUUGAAAUAGCACAUAUUGCUCUUCCCUCAGCUCUGGCCUUAACAGCAGAUCCUAUUGCUUCUCUAAUAGACACAGCUUUCAUAGGCCAUAUAGGUCCUGUUGAGCUAGCUGCAGUAGGAAUAUCAAUAGCUAUAUUCAACCAAGCAUCAAAAAUAGCCAUUUUCCCUCUUGUUAGUAUCACAACAUCUUUUGUUGCUGAAGAAGAAGCUGCAGCCGAAAAAUCGUUCGAUGACAUUGAGAUGCAGCGAAACGAAGAACUCAAAAAGGAAAUGGAAGAACUUGUAUCUCUAGUAGACUCAGCUUCCACAUCUUCAUCUACAACAAGUGAUGAAUCAGAUAUAAUGAUGCUUGAACAUGUUAGAAGGCAUAUCCCAUCAGCUUCAUCGGCUAUGGUUAUCGGUAGCAUUCUCGGGUUAAUCCAAGCUUUGUUCCUUAUUUUAGCAGCUAAAAGAAUACUGAUUUACAUGGGUGUUGAUUCUAAUUCACCAAUGCAAAAACCAGCAAUACAAUAUUUGAGUUUGAGAUCAUUGGGUGCCCCAGCUGUUCUUCUCUCUUUAGCUAUACAAGGAGUUUUUCGUGGAUUGAAAGAUACUAAGACACCUCUUUAUGCUACAAUGAUUGGAGAUGCAACAAACAUCAUUUUAGACCCAAUAUUCAUCUUCUUAUUAAAAUGGGGUAUUAGUGGUGCAGCUAUUGCCCAUGUUAUUUCACAGUAUUUAAUCUCUCUAAUACUCUUGUGGAGAUUGAUGAAAAUAGUCAAUCUUGUACCACCAAGGAUAGAAGACAUACAAUUUAGCAGAUUUCUCAAAAAUGGAUCUUUCUUACUAGUGAGAGUCAUUGCUGCAACACUAUGUGUGACCCUGGCAGCGUCGUUGGCUGCGAGGCAUGGCUCGACGACAAUGGCUGCAUUCCAAGUCUGUUUACAGGUUUGGAUGGCUACUUCUUUGGUAGCCGAUGGCUUGGCCGUGGCCGGACAAGCAAUUCUUGCAAGUGCCUUUGCUAUGGAGGACUACAGCAGAGUCACUGCCACUGUUUCUCGUGUACUUCAGUUAGGGCUGGUUUUAGGACUAUUUCUGUCUUUGAUCAUCACAAUUAUACUCAAAUUCUGUUCCAAAUUGUUCACAAAGGAGCCCCAAGUGUUGGAGUUGAUGAGUUUAGGCAUACCAUUUGUUGCAGUGACUCAACCCAUUAAUGCAUUGGCAUUUGUUUUUGAUGGGAUCAAUUAUGGAGCAUCAGAUUUUGCAUAUUCAGCUUACUCAAUGGUUUUGGUGGGUAUAAUAAGUAUUUGGUGCUUAUUUGUACUGUCCUCAACUUAUGGCUUUGUUGGUAUUUGGAUUGCUUUGUCUUUGUAUAUGACUUUGCGCACUUGUGUUGGCUUUUGGAGGGUAGGAACAGGAACAGGGCCCUGGAGAUUUCUCAGAGAUUAAUUAUUUAAUUUUGCUGCUUUAGAUGUAAACAUAAUUUUAUUGUAGUACUUUUUUACUUAGGUAGUUUAAAGUGUUUUAUUACAAGAACCACAA
This is a messenger RNA of Cannabis sativa, 2087 nucleotides long. RefSeq names its product protein DETOXIFICATION 42. Bases 498 to 1994 code for a protein of 498 amino acids. The record is from RefSeq and is a predicted model, not a curated record. Gene Ontology annotation, molecular function: antiporter activity; xenobiotic transmembrane transporter activity. The transcript has 13 exons. NCBI's taxonomy places the organism in Eukaryota, Viridiplantae, Streptophyta, Magnoliopsida, Rosales, Cannabaceae. Gene Ontology annotation, cellular component: membrane. Gene Ontology annotation, biological process: transmembrane transport.